Astyanax mexicanus (Mexican tetra) is the source of this 5565-nucleotide messenger RNA. RefSeq names its product niban apoptosis regulator 2b (gene niban2b). The transcript is spliced from 14 exons. The record is from RefSeq and is a predicted model, not a curated record. Bases 230 to 3058 code for a protein of 942 amino acids. NCBI's taxonomy places the organism in Eukaryota, Metazoa, Chordata, Actinopteri, Characiformes, Acestrorhamphidae.
GAUUUCAGAGCUAAUGUUGUGAAAUGAGCUUCAUAUGAGCUGCAGGGACGCUUUGCUCGCCGUUCCUGGAGUAGUUUCAGUGAGUUUGAGGAGUUCUUCUGGUUUAAAGGAAAGAGGAGGAGGUGCUUGGAGGAUCAUUGUGUGCAUAGAAGUUGUUUCCUUUAGUUAAAGCCUGGGUUGCAGAAGAUACAAGACGUUCUCUGGAGAAAUAAAGUGACUUUUGGGCACGAUGGGGGAUUUGGUUUCAAGCCAUCUUGAUGAGGGAAAACGGGAGAUUAUCACAGUGCGGACGGGUGAGGUGAUCGGGGAGUUCGGGAGGUUGUAUGAGCAGCAGUAUGCCGUCGCUCUGUUUAAUAAAGUGAGAUUUGAUGUGGAGGGAGGAGGAGGCCCUCAGCCACAGCUACUGCAUCGAAAGGUCCCCCUCGAGAACAAGUCCAUCUUCUCAGGCUCUCUCUUCCAGUACUUGGAGGAGAACAAGAAAUGGAGAAAUCGUUUCCUCUUCGUCCCGGACUCUUACAACAUCAGCUACUACGAGAGCAAGCAGGCUCAUGAUCGAGGCCUCCAACCCAAAGGAACCAUCAACUGUGCUGGAUACAGAGUGCUCACCUCCAUGGAGAAGUACCUGGAGCUGCUUGAGACCAGCCUUCCUGGUGUAAAAGCCAAAGUGGGCAGCUCUCCAUUCCUGAAAUGUGCCACACAGUUCCCACUCAUCCUCUGGCACCCAUACGCCCGGCAUCACUACUUCUGCGUGGGCACGGAGAAGGAGCAGCAGAAGUGGAACGCUGUGUUUCAGGACUGCGUCAGACACUCCAAUAACGGUUUAUCAGAGGAGAGUAAGGUGCAGACUCCAGCGUUCACUGAUGCAGUGCGGCUCUAUCGGCAGGCCCGCGGACAGUACGGCACCUGGGACAUGAUGUGCGGCGUUCCCUCUCAGAUUCUGGCUAAUCUGGUAAUGGAGAAACUGCUUCCUGAGCUGAGGGACCUGAUUACCCCUCGCCUGAAGGGCAAGCUGCAGGAGAGACAGAAAAACUGGAUACUGAUUUCAGACGCCGUGUACGGUUUGGUCCAGAGCCAGGCCCAGACGCAGUAUGAAGCCAUAGUGCAGAGCUGCGAGGCAGGGCGCCCCCCUCUGGAGGCCUCCAUUCGCACAGACAUGGACCAGAUCAUUACCUCCAAAGAGCACGUCACCAGCAAAAUCAGAGCUCUGGUGCUGCCCAAGGCAGAGAAGCUCCUGAAGGUCAGUAUUCAGCCCUACAUCAGCUCCAUCCUGGAGGCCCUGAUGGAGCCCACCAGCCGAGGUUUCUUCGAGGUGCGAGAUGUCUUCUUCAGGGAGCUGGUGGACAUGAGCAAGAACCUUCUGAACGGUGGCAGCAAGGAGAAACUGGGCGAGCACAUGGAGAAGAUCUCCAUGCUGGCCUUCCACCCGGUGAAGAUGCAGGGCUGCUAUGAGAGGGUUGAGCAGCUGAGUCUGGAGGGUCUGCAGCAGAGGUUUGACGUCACCAGCCCCUCGGUCUUUCUCCAGAGAGCUCAGAUCCUCAUGAGGGAGCAAAUGGACGAUGCCGUGUACACAUUCGAGCAGCUUCUCCACCAAAGUCUGGAGGGCCAGGAGGAGGAGGACCUCUGCAAAACCAUCCAGAAAUGCCAGGAUCGGGUCAUCAAGAAAUUUGACUAUGACAGCAGUACUGUACGUAAGAAGUUCUUCAGAGAGGCUCUUCUCCAGGUCUUCAUCCCCUAUAUGCUGAAGCAGCUCUCUCCAUCAUGCUCUGCAGAACUUCCUCGAUUCCAAGAGCUGAUCUUUGAGGACUUCUCUCGCUUCAUUCUCGUCGAGAACAUCUUUGAGGAGGUGGUGCUUCAGACCGUCAUGAAGGACAUUAUGAUGGCUGUGAAAGAGGCUGCCGUCCAGAGAAGGCACAACCUGUACCGAGACAGCAUCGUCCUGACCAGCAGUGACCCCAACCUCCACCUGCUGGAGGAGAACCCGCCCAUCGACUGGGCCGGGGAGUACGGCGGAGAAAAGAACCAGGAGGAGGUGGUGGAUGGAGAUGCAGGAAGUCACGAAGGAGACGCGGCGGCCCAGAAGAGGCGCAGGAUGAAGCAGGUGGUCUCCAUGAUCCAGGAGGACGGAACGGGCACGGUUCUGCCCAACGAGUCCUGCAUAGAGGUGCCUGGUGUGGAGGACAUCCCGGAAGAAGAGGGCGAUCUGGAUUCAGACAACAAGUCUUCCUCUGCCUCUGAAAUGGAAGUGUCCAGCGAAGCCAGCGUACCACAGGAGGCACCUACUCCUGCGUUACCCAAUGGAACUACAAUAAAAGAGGAAAAAACUACAACUCCCAUUGUGCAAGAGCAGGCGCCAAAAUCGCCGCAGGAUCUGGAAACCAAGUUUGCCAUAGAGAGCGCCAUCCAGGAGAUUGAGAAUGCGGUGCAGGAGGAGGAGGAGAAAGAGCAGAACGGAGGGAUGGAUGAGGCUGGAGCUUCUUCAGAACCAGAAUCGGCGCAAACGGUAGCAUUAAUUAGCGAGGGGGUGGUGCCUGAUGCUGCAGACGCAAGUGAGCAGAAAGAGGAACCGGCAGAAGCAAAGCAGGAGGACCAGCACCAGACUGAGCCCUUGAACCCUGAGGAGAACCAUUUACCAGCCGAAAAAGUGGAAGAAGCUGCCAUAGAACCUGCCACAGAAACAGAACCUGCCACAGAUCCAGAACCUUCAACAGAACCGGAACCAGCCGCAGAACAAAUGCAAGAAGAAGAGCAGCAAAGCCAGGAAGUGGUUACGGUUGCCGCUGCGGUCGCUGUGGCGACGGCCUGCUCAGAACUCCAGCAGACAACCGCCGCCGACACCAGCUCGCUCCACCACAACGACAGCGGCUUUCAGUCACCAGCCAAUGAGGUUGCUGAGGAGGAGGAGCCUCAGGUUGUCAUAGCAACGAUGACAACGGAAACGACGGCGACAACGGCAACGGAACCUGAAGGGGAGUCGGGAAAAGAUCAGCACAAUGACUCUGAAACCGGAGAGGAGGAUGCUGGGAAAGGCGCCGACACGCCAGCAGCGUCGCAAACAUAGAUCACUAAAUAAUUAUUGUUUACUAUCUAUUUUCAUAUUAUUUCCUAUUAUUGUUUUAAACAGCAGAUUCCAGCCCAGUGCUUUACUGUACUCAUCUAUUAUACUCAUCUCCACUCAAUCUCUACACUCUAAAGUGACAAUAGCUUGUCGAUAGAGGGAGGAGGGUUUAUUGUAUAUGAUCUUUUGUUUUUUGUUUUUUGUUUGUUUACACAUAAACUAACUGUCUCACACGCUUAGCUUAGACGGCUGUGAGUCCUUUAUUUGAUUCACAUAUCUCAUAAAAAAAUAGGAUAGGAAAAGGUGUCACAUUUCACUUUUUUUGCACAUGUAUUUCAGUGACUCUGACUCUGUCGUAAGCGUACAGAUCUACACAAAUACUCCUCAGCAGGACAAGAUGGCAAGGGCUUCAAAGGAUUCAAAUCCUGAGUCAUGCUACUUUGGCAUCAGCAGCCAGAGUCAAAGAGAGAGCACUGUUGACUCUCAUUGUUGUUCUCCCUAUGGAUACGUAGAUGGCUCUCUCUCCCUUUAUCACCCCUAUUGUGAUGCUGACCAGCACAGGCGUCUGUUGGCCGAUGUAUCAGAGCUGGAGAUCUGGGGCUUUCCUCUGAUUGCAUUGUAACAUGAUUAGAUGUUUUUUUUUGUUUUUUUUUUUAAAGAGGCUCAAUCUAGCUUUCAGUUGCUGUUUCUUUAUAGCCAUGCUUUGUAGCAUUGUUUUCCUUGAUUGUGUCGAUUGUUAAUAUUCUGCUGCACAAUGCUAAUGAAAAUACUCUUAAACUUAAAGCUGCUACAAAGGGUUUUUUUUUUUUUGACUGAUGCCAUAAAUAGAAGAAACGUAUUGGUUCAUUGUAUGAAUUUGAUCCGUUUAGUUUCGGUUUCACACAGCAAUUUAGCACAAUGCGACCUGUCAUCAUUAUCACUGUCAGGUUGCAUACUUGAUCCCUAUAUUUGAUGACUUGAUGAUGAGUUUAUUUGUAGAAGGGCAUGCAUUGAACGCCGAAAUGUCAAUAUCACAAAAUCUUCCUCCAGUAUUCUGUUAUUUCCUUAUACUUGUGUGUGAGGCGAGUGCACACAACGAGGAGUCAGAUUUCAGCAGGGAGGCACAAUUUAGCACAACACCAGUCCUUUUUCGUCUUCUAUUGUUUAACGGGUGAUCACAGCCUGCUUUAACAUUCUAUAAGAGCGGUCCCAAAGUUCAAAACCAAAAAAAAACUUUUUUUUUUUUUUCCUCAAAUGAACCGGUUUAAGCUAAUUUUGGGACUUUUAAUCUGGACCAUAAAUAACAGCACCUUUCACACUUGUUAUUUUUCUUUGGAUCCUUUGGAUCAAAGAAAAAGCUGAAAAAAAUCAGGAUCAAAUGUGGAAGUGAACCAAAAAAUCUUUUUGUUUCACCAAAAGACCAAAACUUUUGAUGGCAUUGCUCCAAAAUAAAAGUUCCUUUUAUCCCUUUUUUCUGUAGCAUCUUUAUAUAUUUUUUUGAGAGCGUGGGUUAGGUUUGACUGUAAGACCGUAGUGCUCAACACUAUACAGCUGACUCCAUACUGGUACUGCUGUGCCUUUUAAUGGUCUGGUAUGGUUUGUGUUUUAUGUUUUUAUUAAUAUCAUUAUUUGCAGUCUUUAUUAGAAGCCUGUUCUCUUUCGCCUUGCUUGACUACAGAUUUGAAAACACUGAAUUUUAUAUAAUUUUUUCUUCAGAUUAAUUUGUAUUUUAUUUUAUGUUGCUUCAUCCAAACUCUCUUAUGAUUCCUUUUGAUGAAUUUAAUUAAAUGAUGGUAAAUGCAAGUGAAGAAUGAGGUGAUAAGGUAUUGCUUAUAGUGAUACAGGGAUGAUAUUGUCAUUAUGGUUGUUAUUAUUUAGCUAUGAUAUUUAGUAGCCUUAUGCUACCCGUGUUAGCGAGAGAGUGAGUUGCUGGGAAAUUAGUACAGAAAAGUUUCUGGUCUAAACUGGUUGAAACACUGCCAACAUAUGCUUACAGCGUAUUUUCCUGACCACACUAUAUCUAUUAUCUAAUUAUAUAAAUAUAUAUAUAUAUAUCAAAUGUUGUUUUUUUUAUUGCUUAAAAUUUCCAAAACUGUGCAUGACAUGCUUAUCGUUUUAAUGAUGCGCUAUCAUGAUUUCAGCCUUAAUCAGAUGGACGUUGGGUAGAUGGUCAGUCUGAGUGGCCCUAGACCAUAAGAGAGUGGACCCACCUGUCAGAAUUGUCUCCAGGGGGUUUCAGUUCUGUGCUUUUUGUUGUAUUUCAAUGAAAUGACAAUGAAAUUCAAUGAAAUGACAAUCAGUCAAUAUUAUUGAUGUGCCUCUACGAUAUAGAACACUUCCCCUUCUGCCCUCCUUUUAUUUUAUAUUCUCUGUUCAUAUGUGACAUGACUUCAGUCUGUCUGCAUAUGCAGUUUCAACUGUCUUCGUUUAAUUGUGUAUUUUUUUUUUAUUUAUUAUCUAAUGCACUUCAUUGCAUCGUAAGGUUUUAUUGUCGCAUUAAAUAUGAUUGAUAAUAAAUCAAAUAGAUUUUA